UGCUAAAGCAAAGCCAUUUGGGCGGAAUGUGACUAUCGGUAGCCAGUGAGGGUUUGAAAUUAUGAUUUAGUCUUUAUUUUGUCGUCAAACUGUCUUAGAGCAUUUUUGUAAAACCAUGUCGCUAAGACCAACCUUAAAUUACAACACCAGUCGGGUUAACUGACAGAACCGACCAACUGUUAACCUCCCUUUCGAGUAAUGUUAACGUUUAACGUUAGCUAGCUGCUUUUAUAAAAAAUAAACCGAUUACUAUCAUUAAUGGGUUUAACUUCUUUCAAUACUUUACCCGCUGUCCUGGAAAAAAAAGCAAGAUAGGCCUAACGUUACGUUAUAUUAAUAUAUUCAGGUGUGUGCGUGUGAGACACACAUUUCCAGCGUCUCCAAUGAGAUAAUGAAGUUGACGGAGAAGCAGUGGACUAUGGAUUGACUGAGAGGAUGGUUUCAUACCUCUUUGAAGGAUCAUUUAAGAAGCAAGCCAAAUUCAACCGAUUUGUUCAGCAGUGGAAAGAAACUGUGACACUAACCCUUGAGCCUGUCCCGGUACAUUCAGAGAAGGCUACAGCGGAAUCAAGUCAUGCCAUCCCAUCAUCAGCCUUCCCAGCAGUUUUCAUCAUUCCUAAAUUUCCCAGAGAUGUUCAGACAAAGUUGGACCAAAAACCGCCAUGCAAAAUUGAGAGAUCCGAUCACAACAAAAUCAUAAGAACAUUGUAUGAAACCAUGGCCCUGAUCAAAAUGUUCCCGACCAAUGAUGACUAUGUGAAAGUGUGCAAGGCCCUGAUUUUGAAAUACCCUUUCUUAAAGGACAAAGAAGGCAAUGGUUAUCAUACCUGGCACAUGUCUCUCAAACGUAAGUUCAAAUAUGAGCGGGUGCCGCUGAUAGAUGAUGAGGAGGUGAGAAGAAUGAAACUGAAAUUUGGUCAUCACAAAAAGCCUUUGCAACACGAAGAAAACACAAGCAAACGAGCCAAGACAUCAAAGGUCAGAGCAUCUUCUUUGGUUCGCUGUAUAUCUAUGUGUGCAUGUUUUACACACAAGCAGUGUGGCCCAAUGGUUAGCCCCUUAACCCAGCAUGGUAGAAAAUAGUCCCCCCCCCCUGUAAAGUGCUUUAAGUAGC
Molecule: messenger RNA, 1114 nt
Organism: Perca fluviatilis (European perch)
Lineage: Eukaryota; Metazoa; Chordata; Actinopteri; Perciformes; Percidae
Product: sterile alpha motif domain-containing protein 3-like
Exons: 5
Coding region: 436-1083 (215 amino acids)
Source: RefSeq, a predicted model, not a curated record